This is a messenger RNA of Brettanomyces bruxellensis, 2445 nucleotides long. RefSeq lists its product as uncharacterized. The record is from RefSeq and is a predicted model, not a curated record. Lineage: Eukaryota; Fungi; Ascomycota; Pichiomycetes; Pichiales; Pichiaceae. Bases 1 to 2445 code for a protein of 814 amino acids. The transcript has a single exon. Gene Ontology annotation, molecular function: carboxypeptidase activity.
AUGACAUCAGAUAGAGAAUUUAGCUCCGCAGAGCCAACGCCCUUUCCUGGUAGUACUGGAGCCACUUCAAUGGAAGGUGAUGAGGAAGAGCCACUUAUUUUUUCGUCAGGAAUUACAACUCAUCGGAAAAGCGGCUCGAAACAAACCGAUAAUAGAGAAAGCAUGGCACCUAAUGUUGGAUAUUACGGAAGUUUUGGAGAGAGAAAUACAUUUUUAUCCUCGAGAUCGACAUCAAUUACCGAAUCAAUUGCGAAUAGCGUCAUUAGUAUAACCCAAAUGACACUUCAGCAAAUGAGAAGGCGACGAUUUCUUACAUUAGGGAUAUUUAGUUUCAUUAUUAUUGUUCUUCUGAAUGUUAUAUUUAUGCCGCGUACUUCUCUUGACAGAGACCUCAGGAGGCUCCAUGGAGAAUUUCUUACCUUUGAUGAUUGCACAAGACUAUUCCUUACACAACUAACCUUCAAGAAUUCCGUUGAAAGGUGGUUACGAUUUCAGGCCGAUGAGCUCCAUUCUGCAGGUGAUGGACAUGAUCGCACUGCGGACUUAUUCAAAAGUCUAGGAUAUAGUCCCAACAUAGAAAAAUAUGAAACAUGGCUCAAUACCCCCACUGAUGUUGCACUUGAAUUGUUUGCAUCAGACAAUAAAAGUAUGUUAUACCAGGCUAACCUAAAAGAGACUGAGUUAUUUUCAUUUCUUCCUUAUAGUGCGAACGGUGAGGUGCAGACAUCCUAUUUUUAUGCCAACUAUGGACUGGAAGAAGACUUUCAAGAAUUGUACGAUAAGGGUGUUCCAAUUUCUGGAAAGAUAGCUAUAAUUCGAAAUGGUAGACUUCAUCCAAGCUUAAAAUUACACAAUGCCGAAAAGGCAGGAGUAUCUGGUGUUAUUUUAUACUCAGAUCCUAAAGCAGAUCAUAUGCAGGAGGGCAAUAGUCCAAAGGGGUAUUUCCGGAAUCCUCAUGCAGUCACUAAGGAUACUUGCAACGGAAUUAUAUGGCAACCUGGUGAUCCGACCACUCCGGGAUGGUCUUCAACAUUAUUUUCCAGGCGUAUCAAGCCGAAUACUAUUUCGAACAUUCCUGCAAUACCUAUCAGUUGGAAGGCAUUAGCACCCAUUCUUUCUACUCUUCCCAAAAUGUUUGAGAACCCAGAUUCCAGUUUGGGAAAUGAUUCUUUCUCUGGUAAUAUCUUGCAUUUAACAAAUUCGGUCAGAUUCAAAAUAAAGCCCAUUUAUAAUGUGAUAGUGGAGAUUAAAGGUGUUAUAACUGAUGAGGAAAUCAUUAUCGGCGCUUCAGGUGAUGUUAUAGGUGGUGUUGGUGGAGCAUCAAAUGGUUUUGCAUCGCUAAUGGAGAUGGCACGGGGAUUUUCGGAAUUAAUCCGACGUGGUUGGAAACCUUUACGGACAAUAAAAUUGAUAUGUUGGGACGGUAGUAGUUUUGGACAACUAGGGUCAACUGAAUACGGUGAAUUUUAUGCCAAGAAGCUUAUAAAACAUGCUAUUGUCUACAUUAAUCUAGAUGGAGUCAAAGGAUCAACUCUUCGAAUAGAAACAUCUCCUCUCUAUGAAAAUUUUCUCAAAUCGAAAUUAAAGGAUAUACUUACAAAUGAUGAGGGAACAACGUUAUGGGACUACUAUAAACAAAUGCAUAAUUCGUCACAAUUAGAUCUUAUUUCCCAAAGGAUUGGUGAUGAAUCUGUGUUUCAAUCGCAUUUGGGUGUUCCAUCCGUUAACAUCGGAUUUGCUAACAAUCCUAAAAAGGAUCCCGUGUCCUAUACUAAUUCGAAAUACGAUUCCGUGAAUUGGAUCACUUUGUUUGAUAAAAGCUUUAAUUAUCAUAACUGGGAAGCACAAUAUGCAGGUUUGUUUGUACUACAACUUUCCGAGAAGGAGAUACUUAAUGCUGAAACUUAUCCAUAUAUUUCUUUGAUUAGAAGGAAAUUUAUGUUGCUUAAUGACGUUCCAAAUGCUUGGAAAAGUCGGCGUGUGAUGCUUGAUCCACGUCAUAGUGAUUAUGAUAAUCCAACGAUUGAGCAAGAAAUAGACAACAUAUCAGCAAAAAUAGAAAAACUCUUAUUAUUAAGCAAGGAAUUUGAUGCUAAACUUAAGAACCUACAGGAAUUAAUUCUUGAGGAUUACCCUUGGUUUAGGAUAUUUAAAAAAAUCAAGAUCGCGUUUGAGAUUAAAUUGAAGAAUACAGAAGUGAAGACAUUUGAUAAGUUAUUAGUAUCAGGCCCUGAAUUUUCUUCAGCUGAUGGCGAUGAUGGUCUCAUGAGAGGUCGAAAGUGGUUUCGACAUCUUGUUUUUGCUCCUAAUUCUACAACUGGAUACACUUUAGAGGUGCUUCCUGGAUUGAGUGAAGCCCUCAGGAAUAAUGAUUCCGCUUAUUAUGCCAAGAAUCUCUCUGCUCUGCAUCAUGCUUUAGAGUUACUUUGCAAGAAAUUGCAUUAA